Messenger RNA from Electrophorus electricus (electric eel), 6893 nucleotides. The record is from RefSeq and is a predicted model, not a curated record. Lineage: Eukaryota; Metazoa; Chordata; Actinopteri; Gymnotiformes; Gymnotidae.
CCAAACGUGUAGAUAACCGCUAGUUAUCAAACUCGCUAAAUGUCUUAAGAUAGCUGACCUUUUCUAUCUUACAGAGUUUUUUGCCUUUAAUAGCUAACCUGGUAAAUACUACAUGUGUGUCCCAGCCUUAAUACUGAAUAUAUACUAGUGACUAUUUGUAUAGCUAGCACGCUAAUCAAGAUAUCCUGGUUAUCUUAAAGCUAGCAGUUAUCUUAGCUUGCUAUCGCUAGCUCGGUCGCUACAUAACCGCUAGCUGGCGAGUUUCGAGACCCGUAGUGUUAAGUAGAGUUAGCUAACCUAGCUAAAUAUCGUGCGGUUGGAGGGCCGUGGUUUCCACUUCGAUAUGGUUUCUGUAAUGGUGUAAUGCACGUUUAUUGAGAAAGGUAGCUGGCUAGCUAGCUAAUUAAUCAGAUUAGGUUUGCUAUCUAGUGAUCUUGCUAGCAAGACAACCAGCUAGCCUAGCUAGCCAAACCCAUCAUUCUAGCAAAAACGAUUCUUCAUAAGAUUGUUUGUAACGCCUGGUCAUCUUUUAUAAUAUAUUCUGUUCUUAUGUGUAAUGAAAUCAGUUAUUCCAAGAGGGUAAGCAAAGGCACUAAGCUGUCUGUUUAGAUGGCUGGCCAAGAUGGCUAGUGAAUAUAGCUAACAAGGAGAAAGGACCCCAUUUGAUGGGCAAAUCCUCUUUCCUGAACUCCUGGGGCAAACUGUGAGUGGUUAUCAUGGACGAGCAGGAGGUUCUAAACUCGAUCAUGCAGGACCUGGUCGUACUGCAUCGCUCAAGCCGGCCUGCCAUGUCUCUGUCAGAUCUGGGCAAACCUAAAGCCUCGUCUCCCAAGAACCAGAAUGAUGUCCGGGUGAAGUUUGACUACAAGGGGGAGAAGAGGAUCCUGCUUUUUCCACGGCCUGUCUGCCUAGAUGACCUGAGCUCCAAGGCUAAAGUGGCAUUCGGGCAGACCAUGGACCUGCACUACACCAAUAAUGAGUUGGUCAUUCCCCUUCACACUCAGGAUGAUCUGGACAAGGCUGUGGAGCUCCUCGAUCGCUCUGUCUACAUGAAGAGUCUGAAGAUCCUACUGGUGCUGUCUGCGUCCUCUCAGAACUCUGUCUCCAGUAUGGACCUCCUGCAGGCUCACGAAAACCUGGACAACCAUAACCAAAGGAGGAUGUUGGCUCUUGUAGGCUCCCAGUCCACAGACCGCAGCUCUCCUCCUCCAGGGUACAUCCCCGAUGCACUGCAGCAGGUAGCCAGAAAUGGCUCCUUCACCAGCAUCAACAGUGAGGGGGAGUUUAUACCUGAGAGCAUGGACCAGAUGCUGGACCCGCUGUCUAUGAGCAGCCCUGAGAAUUCUGCCUCGGGCAGUUGUCCUUCUCUGGAUAGCCCUCUCGACAGUGAUAGCUAUCCUAAAUCCCGCAUGCCACGAGCCCAGAGUUACCCAGACAACCAUCAGGAGUUUCCUGAGUGUGACAUCCCAGUGUUUGAGAGGUCAGGGAAAGGUGGCACGUAUCCACGGAGAUAUCAUGUCUCAUUUGGUCUGCAGGACUACAGUGAUGGGCGAAAGACGUUCCCGCGGGCACGUCGGGCGCAGGGCCACGGCUUCCGCUCGCCAGUGAGCUUCAGCCCCACGGAGCAGAGCCCCAGUACCAGCAGUGGCAGCAGCGUCUUCACGGCUGAACCAGAGGAACCGGGCCGACGCCGGCGUGGCAGCGACAUCGAGCCCAGCCCCAGCGCCAACCCCGGCACCAACCCCACCCUCCACGUUAUGGACAUCAGCCCGCCCAGCCGCUCUCCACGUGCCCCCACUAACUGGCGUCUGGGGAAGUUGCUGGGACAGGGGGCGUUUGGCCGGGUCUUCCUCUGCUACGAUGCGGACACGGGCAGAGAGCUCGCCGUCAAGCAGGUCCAGUUUGAUCCGGACAGCCCUGAGACCAGCAAGGAGGUCAGUGCUUUGGAGUGUGAGAUUCAGCUUCUGAAGAAUCUUUUCCAUGAGCGCAUAGUCCAGUACUAUGGCUGUCUCCGUGACACACACGAGCGCACACUCUCCAUCUUCAUGGAGUAUAUGCCUGGGGGCUCCAUAAAGGACCAGUUGAAAUCGUAUGGUGCGCUGACAGAAAACGUCACGCGUAAAUACACACGGCAGAUUCUGGAAGGAGUGUGUUACCUGCACAGCAACAUGAUUGUACAUAGAGAUAUCAAAGGUGCCAACAUUCUGAGGGACUCGGUGGGCAACAUCAAGCUCGGAGACUUUGGGGCGAGUCGCCGCCUGCAGACCAUCUGUCUGUCCGGGACGGGGAUGAAGUCUGUGACGGGGACACCCUACUGGAUGAGCCCGGAGGUGAUCAGCGGAGAGGGCUAUGGAAGAAAAGCCGAUAUCUGGAGUGUUGGCUGCACCGUGGUGGAAAUGCUGACUCAGCGACCGCCCUGGGCCGAGUACGAGGCGAUGGCGGCCAUCUUUAAGAUCGCCACCCAGCCCACCAAUCCUGCGCUCCCAGUGCACGUGUCCGACCACUGCCGCGACUUCCUUAAACGGAUUUUUGUGGAAACAAAACAGCGCCCGGCUGCUGAGGAUUUGCUACGGCACGUCUUUGUUCACUAACCCAUCCUCCAAUCGCUGACGAAUCAGAGACAAACCCUAAGUGUCUAUAGGCUCCGCCCCUUUUCUAGACUCCUCCCAGCCUGCCGAAGAGAAACCCAUUGGACCAGAUUGUGGGUGGGGCUUAGCAGGAGGCCCGUAAGGCCUGUUUAUUGCCUCUAUUGGUGGAGGACAGCAGUGGGGAGCAGCUUGAUUCUGUAUGAAAACAUUGCACCUUAAUUUCACUCUGGGGUAAACACCCCUAACGACUAAAGAACAUUCGUUUUGUUUGUAGAAGGUUUUUUUUUUUUCCGUUGUUUGACUUCUUUCCUGCAAUUGUUGUGUAGGAGCCUAAGCUCUGGGGUGUCUAGUUGGGUUCUAGACUUGCUGGAUGUAUCUGAGAAGCUCUCUGGUCCUGACCCGUCACAGAAUGGUACCAACAACCCCCGGGGCUGAUAUGUUAUCAAGCUGCUAAAGACAAAAUGAUGGGGAAACGUUAAAAAAAAACAAAAAAAACAAAGACCAGAUCGCAGGAGUUUGGGGACUCUCCAACCUAACCCGCUUUGCUCCCCUAAGUUCUCAUUUUCUUGCACAGUUGCUGUAGUGUGUACACACACACACACACACACACACACACACACACACACACACACACACACUAUCGAAGGGAACUAUACUGUAGUAUAUAUCUCACUAUGCUGUAUAAACAUUAGUUUGCUGUACUUCUCCCACUCUUUACUCAUCCACCGUCUCACACUGUAGACUGGCAGGAUUCCGAUGCCUUUUUUUGUUUUCUCUCCCACAAAAUCCUUGUUUUUAUUGUGUGCCUUCUUUUGCAACUUUAGUCUUUUGUCCUCUGUAUGGUAGAUGUCCAGUGUGUGCCACCACGGCCAAGUGACCGUGCUCCUACGAAACUUCAGUAUCGCUACACCCGAGUCUUUGCCUUCUCUCACUCCUCUAAAUCGAACAGAGUCCAGGUCCUCAAGCGCAUCUUUGCCUUUCUGCAACACAGUGCCGUAGUCUUCAGGCUGAACUGAGGUCAGCUCCGAAACAGGUUGAAUAUCAACAAUUUCACCAAAGCCAAAAACCCAAGACGUUGGUGCCUAGCAGCCGCUUAGAGUAGUGUCACUGAUGGCAGUGCCAAUCCUCCCUUUAACUUUCUAAAUGGGAGAUGAACUCGAUACACACGAGGCUUGUGUAGGUUGCCAUGGUUGAGUGGCACUAUACCCAUGUGCUUCUCAUGGCCAUAUGCAGUGCCACAUGCUUUAAAUGGACGUAUUUUGGAAGGAAACAAAACUCGGUAGUAUUUUAUUUACAUAUAUAUAUAUAUAUAUACACACACACACUAUAUAAAAGUUUUUUCUGCCACUCUCCCCUCUAUUGCCAGUACUAUAACAUCAGAGGAUAAAAUGGUAUUUCAUUUUUCAGUAUUUCCUUUCGCUUAUACUAUAGAGCACACCUCAGAAUGUCCACAGUGAUUUGGCCUUGUACCAGUAAUUGGCAAUAAUUUGUUUUGAAAUUGAUCUCGUGUGUUUUUUUUGUUUGUUUGUUUUUCAACACUUCACAUCUUUCUCUUUCUCUCUCUCUCACACUCUAUCACACACUCUCAUACACGCACACACACUUGCAACUUAUUCUUUAGCCCCCCCCAGCCUUUUAUCGUUUAUUUUAGAAAGUCAGUACUGCUUCAACAGCUGUAAAUUGGUACUAAAUAUCAGGUUAGAAAUGUAUGUUCCUUUCUCACAGUACAACAAAAACUAAUUUCAUGUUGAUUCCAACUUUUUGGCUCUACCUCCUCUUGACUCUUCUAACGUCCCAGGUACUGGUGUAAAGGCCUGUUUCUAAGGGGGUUGGCCAAAUGGCACCCUGACGAGUCCACCAUGUUAAAAGGAACCAAAACAGUCACAUGAAAAUGUUGUGCACACUCAAGUUUCUGAAUGAUGUCCAAAUCUUGUGUGGUGUUGGAAUAGAGUGGCACUGAAUCUGAUUGAUUGGUCUGCAGUUCAACGAUGGCAGGGUAAAAAGCAUGAGUGACAGCACUUUGGACAAAUGUCUGCUGGCAGUGUUCAUUUUUUUAUUUUGCAUGCGUGUUGUGCUUUUUAAUACUUGUCAAAGGGAAAAUGUGUUUCCUUUUUCCUGCAAAGGAAGGCUGCGGCCAUUUGGGUAGUUUGAGGCUAUUCUGGCAUGGUACUUUGCUGGCUGAGGUUUGGCCAAUCUUUUGGUAGUUUUUUAAAAUUAAAUUUAAGGUACUCUAGUUGUUUGGACAGUAAUGCAAACAGGCUGUUUUUGAAGCCACACAAAAGAGAUGUAACCCACAUUGGUAGUGAGAUAGUGAAAUCCAAUUGUAAUGAUGAGUGGAUUUUUACUGAAUGGGGAGUCCUUUCUGACUACUGCUGAGAGCUGGUUUUUAGUAGUUUGAUGUAGUUGGCACUGUGUACGAGUGACUGCCCAGAUACACUGAGGGCCAGCAAACUUGAUGAAAUACAUUUUCUACCAAGAGGUGGCACUGCAGCUCUGCAAUGUCAGGCACCACAGACAGACAGCACUGGAAUGUCUGUCUGGACACACUGACAAUGUUUACAGUUUUUGUACUCCAGGUCCUGAAGAUAAUGUGUGGUUUACUGUUAUUAACAGAAAGCCUCUACUCAGUUUAGUGCCAGUAAUUCAGUGGCCUCUCUCAGCCAGUUUAAUACAAGAACCUGUACAAGACAAUGGCUCUCAAAUUGCCCCCUGGACCAGUAGCCAUUGGUAUAUUCCAGAUGCCUGGCAAUACAAGCUCCUGUACAAGACAAAGGCUCUCAAAUUGCUCCCUGGACCAGUAGCCAUUGGUAUAUUCCAGAUGCCUGGCACACAGUUUGCCAACCCAGAGCACUUUUCUCUCAGUAUCUUUUACUUCCUUAGAUAAUGAAUGCUAUAUUAUGUUGCAGUCAGCUGGAAAAAACAAAACAAAACGGAUUGGCCAUUUUCACAAUUGUCCCUCCGUGUUGUCUGGCUGUUUAUCUCCGAUGAGCCAGUUUGUGUCAAAAGGUCAAAAGUCGGCCAAUGCUGAACUGUAACUCAGAAUCUGAGAAUACUCCUGUUUGUUAGCAGAGGUCUAAGUGCCAGUUCUCAAAAACAUUAGAACUUCACUUUUUCCGUUUUCAUAUAACUUGAUCAGAAAGGGAAAAACAGCAUUAUUUGGUGUUAGCUUACGUGGUGUACAGACUUACUCCAAGGUGAGUAUAGGCGUUUGUAUUGUAUGUAAACUUGUUUGUCCUUUCGAUGUUGAACUUUUUGCACAUUUUGGAGACCAUAAUUUGUACACUGAUUUUAAUACUUUUGCCAAUGAAUGUUUGCUGCGUGUGCGUGUGCUUGAUUGUGUGCAUGUGUCUCUCUGUGUAUGCUUUUAUCUGUAUUCACAAAAAUGAUAGUAGUGAUCCUCUGAUAUGAUGUGGAAGGAAGCCCUGCAGGAAUGUAAUGCCUGAUUUUCACCACUAUGUGGCACAAUUUAUGUAUUUGCCCAUACUUCUACAUUCUAGCAUCUCUUUCCAAAACGUAACUCACAUUUUCUUUGAAACCUGUAGGGCUGAAUCAGACUCCCUGUUGCUUGUGUGUUCGUCCACCCCUGAGAUGCUCUAAUGCUCUGGUCCUUAAAUCCUGUUGAGCUUCACAGUAGUUGUACUAACAUGCUGGGCUUUACGGUGAGCUCUUUUGUGCCAGAGCAGCCUCCCAUGAAUGGUGUGUGUGUGUGUGUGUGUGUGUGUGUGUGUGUGGUGUGUGUGUGUGUGUGUGGUGUGUGUGGGGGUGUGUGUGCGCGCGCGCGCGUUUUGGUGUGAGUGAAGCCUUUUUCUGACUGAGUGCCGUGUGUUGCCAGCGCAAAGGUCACCGCAACAGGUGUGGUUUUGCGCUUUUUGGACUGUACAAGUGGAAAAAGAAAUUUAAAACCUACCAAAAAAGAGAAGAAAAAAACAAACAAAGAUUUUCUCUUUUUUGAAUGAGUACAAUUAUCUCGUCUGCUUUCUCUAUGGUACAAGAAAGCCAUGUUUAUAAUAAAUUUGGUUUGUGACCAAUAAGCCUGUUUAUAUCAAAUCUGUAUAUCAGUGCUACGCAUAUUUUUUUUAUAUAUAUAUUUUUAUUUUUUCCUGUCUUUUUUUUUUUUUGUUGUUUGUUUUUUUUUUUACGCAAGAUUUUAUGCAUGAAUGGCCCAAUGUGGUUGAGUGCCUGCUGACGAGCAGAGCUGAUUGGAGGGUUUUAACAUCAUGAGAUUGCCUGUAAUGGCUGGCACUUUGUAUGGUGUUGCUAAUAAUUAUGAUAAUGAGAAGAAUAAAAAAAUAUUUAUUUCAUGUU